CUGGAGCAUAAUGCAUCCUGUCCACUGGUUCCUGGUCAUGACCUUGGCAGCCUGCAGCACUGAGCUGAGCUGUGCCGGACCCCUGCACUCCCAAUGCAAAGUACAGUGGUUCUUGGGGAUUCCCUGUCAGCAGGUGUAUGAGUCUCUGCUGUCACAGAUCAACAAGUGGACGAGCUCAGCGGGGUGCAUCAUGGGAGGGCAGAAAUGUCUCUACAAGCUGCAGUCAGCCUCUGACCACUUCAUAUCAGCCAAACACACUGGGCCAUUUAAGAGAUCUGUGGAGGACAUCAACUUCCGGCUCGUCCCUUAUCACUUCUUCACAUGUUGCUGUGUUUCUGCUAUGUCUAUCUCAGAGAGCUGGUACUCUGUUAGAGACCAUGGAACCAACUACUGCAACCUCUAUAACCUGAUGGAAGGAAGUGGUUUAACUGAGGCCAGAGGUUAUGAAGAAGUCACCAGUGAUUUUCUGUGUACCCAGCGCUCCUCUGCUAACUGUACCAUCUACUGACCAGACUCUGACUCACUGACCUCUCCCACCAAAACAUUAAAUCAGUUAUUUAAUGGAUUUCUGUAGCACUUUUCCAUCCAAUGUACACUCUUGCAGUGCUUUAUAAUGAUGACCCACAUUCACAUACUGAUAAUGUGUUGCCAUGCAAGCCACUCAACAGCACACUGUGGCAAGGUGAUUGUUAUGUACAG
Thalassophryne amazonica is the source of this 699-nucleotide messenger RNA. RefSeq lists its product as uncharacterized. The transcript has 5 exons. The record is from RefSeq and is a predicted model, not a curated record. Lineage: Eukaryota; Metazoa; Chordata; Actinopteri; Batrachoidiformes; Batrachoididae. Bases 11 to 508 code for a protein of 165 amino acids.